UGUGUGUGUGUGUGUGUUCUCAUGUGCGCGCGCUGCGUGCAUAGCAUGUGUUGCUGUUUUGCUUCGUCUCCCGCGAAAUGUCUGUGAAUAAGCUAGUUCUGCCCGGUGACGUCGUGGACGUUAGUGCGACCGACGAGAAGAAAUGCAUCGUAGGACCUGGGCUACGCAAGGAAGGCGAACGCGUCGUAGCCACUCGAGCCGGCAUCCUGAAGCAUCGGCGUCCGAACACCUACUGGGUAGAGGGACACCAGAAAAGGUAUAUUCCGGCAAAGGGUGACUGUGUCAUCGGAGUGGUGACGGCCAAGGGAGGCGAGACAGUUCGCGUCAACAUUGGCAGCAGUGAGCCUGCCACACUGUCUGUGUUUGCCUUUGAGGGAGCUACAAAGAGGAACAGGCCUGAUGUGGAGGUUGGUGACAUUGUCAUGGCCCAAGUUCUGAUGGCCAACAGAGGCAUGGAGCCGGAGUUGGUCUGCGUGGACAGCUACGGCAAGAAAGGCAUUCUGGGCGUCCUUCGCAGCCCCACAGGCUUCCUCAUCAAAGUCCCCAUCAACCUCAUCAACAAGCUCCUGGCAAAAGACUGCUCCUUGCUUCAGACACUCGGCAAGCGCUGUCAGUUCGAGAUUGCCCUCGGCCACAAUGGGAGGAUAUGGGUGAACGGAAGCACCCUCCAGAACACGCUUAGCGUUUGCAAUGCCAUCCUUUCAGCGGAAAACCUCAGUGCUGAACAGAUUGAAGACAGGUGUCACAGGCAGGGUACAUAAAGGGUCCCCCAGGGCCAAGCAUAA
Molecule: messenger RNA, 785 nt
Organism: Rhipicephalus sanguineus (brown dog tick)
Lineage: Eukaryota; Metazoa; Arthropoda; Arachnida; Ixodida; Ixodidae
Gene: Rrp40
Product: exosome complex component RRP40
Exons: 4
Coding region: 78-761 (227 amino acids)
Biological process (GO): exonucleolytic trimming to generate mature 3'-end of 5.8S rRNA from tricistronic rRNA transcript (SSU-rRNA, 5.8S rRNA, LSU-rRNA); U4 snRNA 3'-end processing; nuclear polyadenylation-dependent rRNA catabolic process
Cellular component (GO): cytoplasmic exosome (RNase complex); nuclear exosome (RNase complex)
Molecular function (GO): RNA binding
Source: RefSeq, a predicted model, not a curated record